AAAGCCACCCAUUCAGAUAACAACGACACAUAUAUUUUGGUGUGAUGGCAGCACUUGAAUCGUGUUUGACGUUUAAAACUGUAUAACACUCUAUAAAUGAAAAGGACCAGUUUUCAAUGUAUGCAAAUCAAUACUGCGUUGGCAUAAGAACUCGAAUAGCCGCAAAACACGUCAAGUCAUCUUUAAUACAGCCAAAAAUAUAAAAUAAGUGCAACGUUUUGGUACCGGCUAAACAGAAGAAAGAAACGUCGAUUCGUUGUGUCGUCAAUAUUUUUGAAAUUGAAUCCUAAUUCAAGACUUUCGCUAUGAAGUCGUCACUAAACAUUUUUUUAGUUUUAUCAUCAAUCGCGCUAUGCGUUUGUGCCGAAGCCAUCUCAAGCAUCGAAUUGAACCGAGACAAUUUUGAAUCGGAAAUCAAAGGAAAAAACUAUUUGGUCAUUUUCUAUUCACAAAGCUGUGAGUUGGGCAAGCGCUUGUUCACCAAAUUCGAUAAAUUAGCUGAAAAUAUCAACAAUCGUGAUGAUGUGAAACUUGCUUACGUUGAUUGCAACGCUGAUUCAGAAUUUUGUGAUUCAAAUGGCGUAAAAGGUUUGGCCGUAUUUUUCUAUCCAGAGGGCAAAGAACGAAUUCAAUUCAGCGGUGUCAAGUCCGAAGAAGGUCUAUCGCGUUUCUUGAUUAAAAAUUUGGGUGAUUCAAUUUUGGAGAAUUUAUUGGAAGUUCCCGAAAAAUUGGAUGCAUUAAACGAUUUGACUGAUGAGACGUUUGCCGAUCAUGUUGCCGUCGGAAAUCACUUUGUUAAGUUUUAUGCACCAUGGUGCGGUCAUUGCCAACGUCUUGAGCCAAUCUGGAAUGAAUUGGCUAACUCAUUGGAGUACGAUCCAUCUGUGUCAAUUUCAAGAAUCGACUGCACUCAAUAUCGUUCAAUUUGCCAAGACUUUGAGGUGAAAGGCUAUCCAACGUUGUUGUGGAUUGUCGAUGGUAAAAAGGUUGAAAAGUACAGCGGAUCGCGUGCCGUUCAAGACUUCAAAGCAUUCAUUGAAGCAAAGACUGCCACUGAGAAAAAAGACUCUGACGAACACGACGCUAAAGUUGAGGAGAUUGCUGUUCUUCAAUUGACUGGUGGUAGCUUCAAUCAUGGUGUCGAAAAGGGCGUUACAAUCGUUAAGUUCUUUGCACCUUGGUGUGGUCAUUGCAAACGUAUGGCACCAACCUGGGACGAAUUGGCUGUUAAGUUUGCCGGUAGCACAGUUGCCAAGGUGGCCAAAGUCGAUUGUACUUUGGAGGAAAGCAAGGAUUUGUGCAAUGAACAAGGUGUUGAUGGAUUCCCAACAAUUUUCCUGUACAAAAAUGGUGAAAAAGUCGAAGAAUACAACGGUAACCGUAUGCUGGAUGAUCUCUUCGAAUUUGUCAGCAAGCACGCACAAUCCCAUGAUGAACUUUAAGUUGUGUUCAAGCCAAUUUUAAUAUGACGAGAAAAAAAAAUCCCAUUAAGCUAAUUUUUUAAUUGUAUCAAUUGUAGCCAUACAUUAGAUUGAAUAGAUUUGUAUAGAUCUUGCACAUUUUAUGUACAGCGAACUUUGUUUAUUUGAUAUUUAGUUGUAAUUUAUGGCAACAUACUCCAAAUCCCGAUGCAAUUAAACCCUUUUUUUUCUGUAACAGUACCUAAAAUACCUAAAUGAAUCGAAAUAUUAUUUAAAAAAAAAAAAAUAACAAUAAAAACCAAAUCAGGAGAAAAAAAA
Sitodiplosis mosellana (orange wheat blossom midge) is the source of this 1739-nucleotide messenger RNA. It is a transcript of the gene prtp, whose product is annotated as thioredoxin domain-containing protein 5. Lineage: Eukaryota; Metazoa; Arthropoda; Insecta; Diptera; Cecidomyiidae. Gene Ontology annotation, cellular component: endoplasmic reticulum. Bases 306 to 1442 code for a protein of 378 amino acids. Gene Ontology annotation, biological process: protein folding. The record is from RefSeq and is a predicted model, not a curated record. Gene Ontology annotation, molecular function: protein disulfide isomerase activity. The transcript has 6 exons.